Messenger RNA from Pecten maximus, 2652 nucleotides. RefSeq lists its product as uncharacterized. The transcript has a single exon. Bases 1 to 2652 code for a protein of 883 amino acids. Lineage: Eukaryota; Metazoa; Mollusca; Bivalvia; Pectinida; Pectinidae. The record is from RefSeq and is a predicted model, not a curated record.
AUGUCACCGUCAGACAGCGCAAAUCUGGUGGCUGUUGGUACUGUGUCAUCGUCAGACAGCACAAAUCUGGUGACUGUUGGUACUGUGUCACCGUCAGACAGUGCAAAUCUGGUGACUGUUGGUACUGUGUCACCGUCAAACAGUGCAAAUCUGGUGACUGUUGGUACAAUGUCACCGUCAGACAGCGCAAAUCUGGUGACUGUUGGUACUGUGUUAUCGUCAGACAGUGCAAAUCUGGUGACUGUUGGUACUGUGUCAUCGUCAGACAGCGCAAAUCUGGUGACUGUUGGUACUGUGUCACCGUCAGACAGUGCAAAUCUGGUGACUGUUGGUACUGUGUCAUCGUCAGACGGUGCAAAUCUGGUGACUGUUGGUACUGUGUCAUCGUCAGACAGCGCAAAUCUGGUGACUGUUGGUACUGUGUCACCGUCAGACAGCGCAAAUCUGGUGACUGUUGGUACUGUGUCACCGUCAAACAGCGCAAAUCUGGUGACUGUUGGUACACUGUCACCGUCAGACAGUGCAAAUCUGGUGGCUGUUGGUACUGUGUCACCGUCAAACAGCGCAAAUCUGGUGACUGUUGGUACUGUGUCACCGUCAGACAGCGCAAAUCAGGUGACUGUUGGUACUGUGUCACCGUCAGACAGCGCAAAUCUGGUGACUGUUGGUACUGUGUCACCGUCAAACAGUGCAAAUCUGGUGACUGUUGGUACUGUGUCACCGUCAGACAGUGCAAAUCUGGUGGCUAUUGGUACUGUGUCACCGUCAAACAGCGCAAAUCUGGUGACUGUUGGUACUGUGUCACCGUCAGACAGCGCAAAUCAGGUGACUGUUGGUACAAUGUCACCGUCAGACAGCGCAAAUCUGGUGGCUGUUGGUACUGUGUCACCGUUAGACAGCGCAAAUCUGGUGACUGUUGGUACUGUGUCACCGUCAAACAGCGCAAAUCAGGUGACUGUUGGUACUGUGUCACCGUCAGACAGCGCAAAUCUGGUGACUGUUGGUACAAUGUCACCGUCAGACAGCGCAAAUCUGGUGGCUGUUGGUACUGUGUCACCGUCAAACAGCGCAAAUCUGGUGACUGUUGGUACAAUGUCACCGUCAGACAGCGCAAUUCUGGUGACUGUUGGUACUGUAUCAUCGUCAGACAGCGCAAAUCUGGUGAGUAUUGGUACUGUGUCACCGUCAGACAGCGCAAAUCUGGUGACUGAUGGUACUGUGUCACCGUCAAACAGUGCAAAUCUGGUGACUGAUGGUACUGUGUCACCGUCAAACAGUGCAAAUCUGGUGACUGUUGGUACUGUGUCACCGUCAAACAGUGCAAAUCUGGUGGCUGUUGGUACUGUGUCACCGUCAGACAGUGCAAAUCUGGUGGCUGUUGGUACUGUGUUACCGUCAGACAGUGCAAAUCUGGUGGCUGUUGGUACUGUGUCACCGUCAGACAGUGCAAAUCUGGUGACUGUUGGUACUGUGUCACCGUCAGACAGCGCAAAUCUGGUGGCUAUUUGUACUGUGUCAUCGUCAGACAGCGCAAAUCUGGUGACUGUUGGUACUGUGUCACCGUCAAACAGCGCAAAUCUGGUGACUGUUGGUACUGUGUCACCGUCAAACAGCGCAAAUCUGGUGACUGUUGGUACAAUGUCACCGUCAGACAGUGCAAAUCUGGUGGCUGUUGGUACUGUGUCACCGUCAAACAGCGCAAAUCUGGUGACUGUUGGUACUGUGUCACCGUCAGACAGCGCAAAUCUGGUGGCUAUUGGUACUGUGUCAUCGUCAGACAGCGCAAAUCUGGUGACUGUUGGUACUGUGUCACCGUCAGACAGCGCAAAUCUGGUGACUGUUGGUACUGUGUCACCGUCAAACAGCGCAAAUCUGGUGACUGUUGGUACAAUGUCACCGUCAGACAGUACAAAUCUGGUGACUGUUGGUACAAUGUCACCAUCAGACAGUGCAAAUCUGGUGACUGUUGGUACUGUGUCACCGUCAUACAGUGCAAAUCUGGUGGCUAUUGGUACUGUGUCACCGUCAUACAGUGCAAAUCUGGUGGCUAUUGGUACUGUGUCACCGUCAUACAGUGCAAAUCUGGUGGCUAUUGGUACAAUGUCACCGUCAGACAGUGCAAAUCUGGUGGCUAUUGGUACUGUGUCACCGUCAGACAGUGCAAAUCUGGUGACUGUUGGUACUGUGUCACCGUCAGACAGUACAAAUCUGGUGACUGUUGGUACAAUGUCACCAUCAGACAGCACAAAUCUGGUGACUGUUGGUACAAUGUCACCAUCAGACAGCACAUAUCUGGUGACUGUUGGUACUGUGUCAUCGUCAGACAGCGCAAAUCUGGUGACUGUUGGUACAAUGUCACCGUCAGACAGCGCAAAUCUGGUGACUGUUGGUACUGUGUCAUCGUCAGACAGCGCAAAUCUGGUGACUGUUGGUACAAUGUCACCAUCAGACAGCACAUAUCUGGUGACUGUUGGUACUGUGUCAUCGUCAGACAGCGCAAAUCUGGUGACUGUUGGUACAAUGUCACCGUCAGACAGCGCAAAUCUGGUGACUGUUGGUACAAUGUCACCGUCAGACAGCGCAAAUCUGGUGACUGUUGGUACUGUGUCAUCGUCAGACAGCGUUAAGUUGAUUGGCGACUGUCGGAACUAA